ACCCAUAAUUUCCCACUUCACUACCUACUCACUCACUUCUCUUCAUUCCGUGAUAUCUACACAUUUCUCACCGAACCUUUUUCGAUGGCUCGUCUAGGUGGACUUCAGGUCGAGACCGUUAACUUUCCCGCCGAAAUCAAGCCUCCGGCCUCCGCUAACACUCUUUUUCUCGGCGGUGCAGGAGUUAGGGCAUUGGAGAUCGGAGGAAAUACUGUGAAAUUUACUGCGAUCGGUAUUUAUUUGGAGGACAAAGCUGUGCCGUCGCUCGCCGGUAAGUGGAGUGGAAAGAGUGCGGCGGAGUUAAUGGAUUCCGUUGAGUUCUUCAGGGACGUUGUCACUGGGGGUUUCGAGAAGUUUACAAAUGUGACAUUAAUAUUGCCACUCACGGGUGAACAAUAUGCUAUGAAAGUGGCAGAGAAUUGUGAAGCAGCUUGGAAAUCCAUGGGAAUUUAUAGUGAUGAAGGAGCUGAAGCCAUUCAAAAGUUCAUCGAUAUCUUCAAAAAUGAAAAUUUCCCUCCUGGCUCCUCCAUUCUUUUCACCCAUUUGCCUCCUAAUACCUUAUCGAUUAGCUUUUCAAAAGAUGGGAGUAUUGGUGAAAAAGAAGAAGAGAUGGUGAAAAAAAUAGAGAACAAACUGCUUAGUGAAUCUGUUUUGGAGUCCAUUGUUGGAAAAAAUGGGGUUUCACCAGCUGCAAGGCUUAGUUUGGCUUCAAGAUUAUCCCAUCUCUUCAAUCUAUCUCAACCCAACAUUUCCAACCCUUUUCAAGAUCCUAAAUCCGAACCAAAUAGGAUCCACUUAUCCACAUAGGUGCAUUCUAAGACUCAUCCUUCUGCAUUGUUUUCUCGCUCUUAAAGUGUUGUAAUAACUGAAUUCUAAUUUACUCGCUGCUUUUCUCCUUCAUUAUUAUUAUUUGAGUUCUAAUACUACUUUAGUAUUUGAGUUCUAAUACUACUUUAGUAUUUGAGUUUUGGUUCAUCUUUUGUUUUAUAAGUUUCAAUUUUUUAUCAUUGUACUGUACUCUUCAUUAUUAUGGUUCAUUUUGAUCAGUGUACUUUUAGCUUUGGUUUA
This is a messenger RNA of Cucumis sativus (cucumber), 1068 nucleotides long. RefSeq names its product chalcone--flavonone isomerase. Gene Ontology annotation, molecular function: chalcone isomerase activity. Bases 85 to 807 code for a protein of 240 amino acids. The transcript has 4 exons. Gene Ontology annotation, biological process: flavonoid biosynthetic process. The record is from RefSeq and is a predicted model, not a curated record. Lineage: Eukaryota; Viridiplantae; Streptophyta; Magnoliopsida; Cucurbitales; Cucurbitaceae.